AUGCCAUCAGCGUCCUCCUCCUCCUGCCAGAAGCCCGGGGCCUGCCCGGCUCUGCCCGGCCGCGUGCGGGGCCCCUGCCUCACCAGCUGCCAGGCCGACCUCGACUGCCCCGCCAAGAGGAAGUGCUGCAGCAACGGCUGCGGACGGAGGUGCCAGAGCCCCGUCUGGGGAGUGUGCCUGCUGCCCCGCUGGCCGGGGCCCUGUUUGGCCUUCGUCCUGCGCUUCUUCUACAACCCCGCAUCCCAGAGGUGCGAGCGCUUCAUCUUCGGCGGCUGCCACGGGAACGGCAACAACUUCGAGACCAGAGAGGCCUGUCUGUGGGCCUGCAGCAGGAAGCCGGAAGAUGACCCCCUGGAGCCCGCCAAGAUGCAGAAGGUGCCAGUCUCGAUUCCGGGUCCCCGCGUCUUCGCUACAGGUAAGCCCGGGGCCUGCCCGGAGGCGCCGUUGGGGACCACUGGGAACUGUGGACUGCAGUGCCGCUCCGACCACGACUGCAAGGGCAGCACGAAGUGCUGCAGCAAUGGCUGUGGCCUCGUCUGCAAGUUCCCGGUGUUCAACAAGCCCGGGGUCUGCCCGCUGGACACCCGAAGCUGCCCCCAGCCUGGCCGUCCCCUCUGUUUCAGCGACAGCCACUGCCCGCUCCGCCAGAAAUGCUGCUACUACGCCUGCCACCUUCGUUGCACGGUGCCCGUCCUAGGUCGCCCCGGCCGCUGCCCGCCGGAGGCCAUCCGCUGCGUCCGCCCGGAGCCGGACCAGUGCCGGAGCGACGACGACUGCCUGGACCUGAAGAGAUGCUGCUACCACCGCUGCGGCCUCAAGCCUGGAUGCCUCGCUUCUUCUUCAACGUGGCCACCACGCGCUGCGAGAGGUUCAUCUACGGCGGCUGCCGAGGGAACCGGAAUAACUUCCCCAGCGAGGCCGAGUGCCGGCACGUGUGUCGGAAGCUGGACCUGUGCUUCCUGCCCCCCGUCGAGGGGCCCUGCCAGGCCAAAAUCCCCCGCUAUUUCUACGACUCCGUCGCCCGCCGGUGCGCUGAGUUCUUCUACGGAGGCUGCAAGGGCAACCCAAAUAACUUCGUGGAUCGGGAGAGCUGCCAGGCAGCGUGUGCGGCCCGGGGCCGGGACAGGGGCCGCGGGGACCGGAAGGGCCCGGAGGAGGUGUGAGACCCCCAAACCGCGGCCCACGGGGACCCCCUCGCUCCGAUGGACCGACCGGGCCCCGGCCCCCGCCGAUGAGAAGGGGUUUGGGGACGUCCCGUCGCCGGCCGGAGGCCCCGGUGUUUCGGGGGGCUGCCCGGGACCCCUGAAGCGUGCAGAGACCCCCCCCCCCCGGAAAAGCACGCUCCCCCGGUAG
Tachyglossus aculeatus (Australian echidna) is the source of this 1353-nucleotide messenger RNA. It is a transcript of the gene WFDC8, whose product is annotated as WAP four-disulfide core domain 8. Gene Ontology annotation, cellular component: extracellular region. The record is from RefSeq and is a predicted model, not a curated record. Lineage: Eukaryota; Metazoa; Chordata; Mammalia; Monotremata; Tachyglossidae. The transcript has 10 exons. Bases 1 to 1353 code for a protein of 450 amino acids. Gene Ontology annotation, molecular function: serine-type endopeptidase inhibitor activity. Gene Ontology annotation, biological process: negative regulation of peptidase activity.